AAAAUUGAUAAUAAAAAAAACCUGGCCAAAUGAGAGCCUCUCAUAACGUGCAUAGAUCACUUGGAAACGAAGCCCUUCGUCCUUCCGUCCCUGCCCGCAAAUUCUCAACUACCACUUCUUCCAAUUCCCUCCCUCCGCCAUUCUGUCUUCUUUAUCAUCUCUUUCUUUCUGUUGUUACUACACUCAUCUGCUAGAACUGCCACCCAACCCGCAAAACCUCACUUUUUCCGCCCCUUCUUUCUCUCUGUGAUCGGCGCUGCGGGAUCCAAUCCAGGCUUCUGAUGGGCAUGGCAGAUAAUACUGGCAAUGACAUUGUUGUAUAUGUUAGUAAUACACUUGGAGAGCUUCCUGAUCAUCUGCUAAUAGAAAUAUUCAUCAGAAUACCGUUCGUGGAAUGGGUCCAGUUGGCUUGUGUAAGAAAGCAGUGGGCUGAUAUAUUUCGUGGGGAAUGCUUGUGGCAAGCUGCUAUUAUCAGAACAUUUCCCUUUGCUGCUCUAACUAAAAGAUGGCCUGGGCCGAUACCCCAAGGGUUGAGCAAACGGAGAUAUGCGGCUUUGCAUGUAAGUAAACACAUCUUUGGCAAGAUCGACGAAAUUGUGGGUCAUACUUACUUGUUUCUCAGAGAGCAACUUGAACGUUCGCCUGUGCCACCUCCUUCUGGCAUACUUCACGGAACAAUAAUAGAUCAGUUCAUUGCCUGUGGAAAUUCCAGAGAUACCGCUCAUGAGCUUGCUUCACAAAUCUGGCUGGCUGUUCUUAACAAUCUGGAGGAAAAUGAGCACACUUUCCAGUUACUUAAAUGCCUUGCUCAUGAAGGGGAUGUUUUCCUUCCCUAUCCAUACACGAAAUCCGUAAAGGUGCAGUGGAGGGUGUUUGAGAAGUUGUUCACCGACUUCCGUGAUUGUUUCAAUCAUUCGGAGUAUUACGAGGCCUUGGCCUGUGCAAAGAGCAGUACCAAUUCAACAUUGUCCGCAAUGCAAUUAGUAUCACAUGAUAGUCAUAACGAAGACAUUUCAGAAAGUGAACCCAUCUUGUCCCAUUCUGAUACUUCACCACAGGUUGAUGGAUCAUCCUCUUCACGUGAUAUCACUACAUUAGAACGAGAUAGUGAUGUCCAUGGCGAUGAUUUCCAAAGUGUUUUCAUAGAUGAAACUUGCCUUCUGGUCAACUCGGACCAGCCACAAUGCCGUAUAUGCCUUGAUUGUGAAGGUGAUGACUUAAUAGCACCAUGUCAUUGCAAAGGCACUCAAAAGUAUGUCCAUAGAUCAUGUCUAGAUAAUUGGAGGUCCACUAAGGAGGGCUUUGCUUUUGCUCACUGUACUGAGUGCCGGGCGUUAUUUGUACUGCGUGCAAAUGUUCCUCCUGACCGCUGGUGGUUGAGAUUGAAAUUUCAGUUCCUUGUUGCCCGGGACCACGCGUUCAUUUUUAUUGCUGUUCAGCUGAUUGUUGCUAUUUUGGGGGUUCUGGUGUACAGAUUUUAUGGAGAGGAACUCAGAGAAAUGUUUGGCUACGAAGAGCAUCCUUAUGGAUUUUACACUAUGGGGGUUUUGGCUAUUGUCCUUGUGGGCUUGCUCUAUGGUUUCUUCAUUGCCAUAAUAUGUGGUCAAAGGAUCAACGAGCGCCAUUAUCAUGUUCUUGCCAAACAGGAGCUAACAAAGGAAUAUGUGGUUGAAGACCGAGACGCAAGCAAGAAUGUGACUGAACUUGAUCCAAGCCACGUUACAGAGCUCCAGAUGUUAGGCCUCUUCUAAUUUGGAGGCUCCUCUCGUCUCGGCUCUUCAUGAUGCUAGUGCAACCCUGGUGAUGUAGCUUUCGAAUUCCACCAUACUUCCUCCUCGUUCUAUAUAUGGAUGCUGCACAACAAAUAGGAUCCAGGUCAGGCCCUGCUGUUGCCUACUAUAUAUGAAACGUUUUCUCUCGGCACAAGUAUCUCAAUCAAAACCUGCACAGUUGACAACCGAUGCGACUGGUUUUCUUUCGUUUUAUUUAUUUAUUACAUCCUUUGUUUUUGCUUCGGUGACUUCUGAGUUCCAGCAAACAACAGAAGAGAAGUACAGUAGAGCUCAUCCAUAGUAUAUGGAAAUGGGAACUUUCUUUUGUUUAUAAAUUCGGACAGAGCUUCUUUUUUCCUUUACAUUUUUAUUGUACAUAGUUUUGCAUUUGCAAUCAAGAUUCAGGAUCAGGAGAUAGUCUGUUGAGCGUUGUUUGUUUGCUGAACCAAAAAAAAAAAGGGUUAAUUCUCUUAUCCUGUUAACUUAUAUGUUAAUUUUCUGAUCCUGUAAGUAAAUCACACUAUCCUGGAUCAAACCCUUCUUAUUGUGCCUUUGAAAUUGCCACUAAGCUAUCAUGUACAGCUCAAAUUGUAAUUAUAAUGUGAAUGUGGAAUCCUUAUUUAGGUGUUGAGGUUUUGCUGCAAUGACCUAAAUGUUAAGGUUUGAGUAUGGUAAGAUUUACUCCCUUACACUUCACAUCAAUGGGGCAACU
Molecule: messenger RNA, 2484 nt
Organism: Linum tenue
Lineage: Eukaryota; Viridiplantae; Streptophyta; Magnoliopsida; Malpighiales; Linaceae
Source: the annotation of a GenBank genome assembly